Messenger RNA from Candidula unifasciata, 1092 nucleotides. NCBI's taxonomy places the organism in Eukaryota, Metazoa, Mollusca, Gastropoda, Stylommatophora, Geomitridae. The record is from the annotation of a GenBank genome assembly.
AUGGCGCGGAACAAUAAACUGAAGGCAUUUUGGACAAAGUACAAACUCACAGCCCGCCUGAAGCCUCUUAUAGUUGUUUGUCUGGUUGUCCUGUUUGUGACGCCACUGAGAAACUUUUUACUGCCCUGGUGGCCUCACAUACUGAAACAGCUGAGCACUUUAAAGGUUAUACAAAUCCACCUGGUUGAUCUGUUCUACUAUGUUGAUCGAAGCCCAUAUAAAGGGUCAUGUGAGUUUGUUCAUUCGCAUCUGGCAUCGGUGAAGAUGCCGAAGCUGAAAGACAUGCCAGUGUAUGACAUGAAUGACUGGAUCCAGCAGGUGGUUAAAAUCAAACCCAACCUGGAUGAUGGUUCGCUGUUGAUCCUGGACAACUACAAACCGUCCUUGUCAAUCAAGGAACAGCGGGAGUUGCUGUUCACCAUGCUGUCGGUCACUCAAGCUCUGGCAGCUUUCAACAUCACGUAUUUUAUUUCCGAGGGUACGCUGAUCGGGUACUGGCGACACCAUGGCUUGAUUCCCUGGGAUGAUGAUGCUGACAUUUUGUUUGACAGUGACAAGUGGCCGCUGGCUAAGCAGGUGUUGUCUUGUUUACCUGACCUGGGCUUAUACAUGGGAUCUGAUUACAUGUGGAAGGUCUUUCACAAAGAGGCAGACAACUGGCUCGGAGAGCAGCAGAUUCGAUUUCCAUAUGUUGACCUCUUUAUGUACAAACAUGAUAAUUAUCAUCUCUGGCCAGUGUGCAUUUGGAUGAAGACUGAAAUCAUAGUGCCCUUAGACUGGGCUCUUCCGGUUGCUGCGGGGGUCUUUGAAGGCUAUCCGGUAUCCAUUCCCAGAAAAACUGUGGAAGUUUUAGACCUAAAGUUUGGUCGUGUUGACUCUGAUUGCUAUUCUCGCACGUUUUCACGCCGUGAGCGUCAGAUGCUACCAGUGGAAGAGAGAACGCACAUGCCAUGUUCUGUACUCAAGCCGAUCUAUCCGUUUGUUGCCAGGAACAGGGUGGAUAAGGUCAGGGGUACAGUGAUUGAAGAAAGAAUUCUCGGCUCAACUGUUUUAUCCACAUUUAACACAACCUAUUACGGAACACUGGAAUAA